CUUCUGACUCCUUUUCUCUCCAAAGCCUUAAAAAGGAGACCAAAACUCAGAAAAAACAUGGGUACCUUGGUGGGGCAUGUGGCACCAGGCUUUGCUUUCCUUCUUCUUGGUUUAUGGCAUCUCUUUAAUCAUGUCAAGCUCCAUUUGCUCCACCCAAAUUCAUACACUUCUUCUCCAUGGUUUCCCACCUCCAAAAUAAGGUACAUAGAGUUGUUCUUGAUCAUGGUAGGUUCCUCCAUCUCCAUCUCCAUGGAACUCUUUAUUGGCCCGGAAAGGCACCAACCUUUUGACCCUGAUGGAACCAUCCCAUCAAACCACCUCCACAACUUUGAACACUCUGCAAUUUCCAUGACCUUUUUUGUCUAUGCAGUCUUUGCAAUUCUCCUUGAUAAAACAGCCCCUAAGGCCCAAUAUGAUUUGACACAAUUUCUGGGAGCUGUCGCCUUUGCCCAACAGCUUCUCCUCUUCCAUCUCCACUCUGCAGAUCACAUGGGGGUUGAGGGCCAAUACCACCUUCUCCUCCAAAGUGCCAUUGUUGUAUGUUUAGCCACCACCCUCAUGGGUAUUGGGAUGCCUAAGAGCUUCAUGGUCAGCUUUGUAAGAUCCCUCAGUAUUGUAUUCCAGGGGGUCUGGCUCAUACUCAUGGGCUACAUGCUCUGGACUCCGGGGCUGAUUUCUAAAGGUUGCUUCCUCCACCUUGAAGAGGGUCACCAAGUGGUUAGGUGCUCGAGCGAAGAAGCUCUGCAUCGAGCCAAAUCGUUGGUUAACCUUCAGUUCAGUUGGUUCCUUGUGGUUAUCUCAAUUUUUGCAGUCACUUUCUAUAUGGUUUUGGCCAAAUUCUACGGCCAAAAAGUUGAAUACUCAACAUUGACAGGGGAAGAAUCGCUAAGGGAAGAUUCCGAUGAUGUUGAAUUUCAUAAGAAGAGCAGAGUUGGGGACUCACAGAGUUUUGUUCAGUUGGGGAAAGUGCAUUCAACAAUUGACAUCGAAAGGUAGAAGGCUAUGAAAAGACUAAAGAGGGAUUGGAUGCCAUUGGGUAUGUGUACAAAUUAAUUAGAUUGGUGGAAAGACUAAUUUAAUUAAUCACCACUCUCUAUAUAUUGGUUUUUUCACCUUUUGUUUUUCUUUGGUCACCCCCCACUUUUGUUUGAUUAUUAAGCUCCCAAUGAUGUUUGCUUAAUGAGAACAAAGUGGCCUCAGGCAGCAGGGGGCUGAAAAUGUGUGUUGGGAGAAAUUUGAGUGGAAUUUGCUUGGUCUUAUUUAUGGCUUUUGAGAUAUGGGGAUCUCAAUGUUUGUACGUGCCUGUAAUGUAAAGAAAAAAAAAUUGCUAGUAAAACAUGAAAAUUUAUUUUUUAGUGCUAUUGUUGCAUACAUUUAAGGGAGAACCGAAAAAAGACCAAGGAAAACGGUAUGACCUUUUUUCUU
Messenger RNA from Rubroshorea leprosula, 1425 nucleotides. NCBI's taxonomy places the organism in Eukaryota, Viridiplantae, Streptophyta, Magnoliopsida, Malvales, Dipterocarpaceae. The record is from the annotation of a GenBank genome assembly.